AUAUUUGACAAGGAUUCCAGUCUCCCUACCGAUGAUGUAAAUGCACGAUCAAAUAGUUGGGACGUAGCAAUUGACGUGAAAGACAACUUCUUUCUGCUGACUGCUCUGGAGAAGCCCGGGACUGAGAAAUCCUGCUGGGUUAAAAGACUUGCUAAAACCGCUGAUCUUUAUUACAGGUUUUGUCUGAGAGAAGAAGUCGACUGCAUAGGACUGUCAGUCAGUGAUACAUGGACUAUACCGGCAUUGAAAGCCCCUGCAUCAUUGGAGGAAUAUGGCAACGACAGAGAGUUUGUUUGCAGUUAAGGAGAAGGAAUACUGAAGAAUCCGCUAGAUAUCACUGUUGCUAAUGAAGGCCGUGUUAUGGUGGUGGACACAGAAGAUUCUUGUGUUCACACUUCAGUGAAUACGGCAACCGUCUGAACAAGUUUGAACUGGAACGUUUACAAGGGUAUGGUCCGGCUAAGCUUGCAUUUCAUCGAAAAGGUGCACAUGUCAUCGUCGUGAGUACUGAUGCAGGGAAAGACCUGAUAAGUAUGGAAAUGUACACCAAAGAUGAUGAGUUGAUGCUCAUCGCGCAAAUCCAUCAAGAAGAUAUCUGA
This is a messenger RNA of Pocillopora meandrina, 599 nucleotides long. Lineage: Eukaryota; Metazoa; Cnidaria; Anthozoa; Scleractinia; Pocilloporidae. The record is from the annotation of a GenBank genome assembly.